Phyllostomus discolor (pale spear-nosed bat) is the source of this 3120-nucleotide messenger RNA. It is a transcript of the gene ATG12, whose product is annotated as autophagy related 12. Gene Ontology annotation, cellular component: phagophore assembly site membrane; Atg12-Atg5-Atg16 complex; cytoplasm. The record is from RefSeq and is a predicted model, not a curated record. Bases 275 to 697 code for a protein of 140 amino acids. The transcript has 4 exons. Gene Ontology annotation, biological process: autophagosome assembly; nucleophagy; autophagy of mitochondrion. Lineage: Eukaryota; Metazoa; Chordata; Mammalia; Chiroptera; Phyllostomidae.
CCCCACUUGCCAGAGCGGCACCUGCGAACUGAGUGGUCCGCCGCCACGCAAGCCACCGUCUCUUUCCCGAGGUGCGUUGCUGUGGGAAAACAGUGGGCAUUGUAUUAAGGGUUAGGGAUCUGCCACAGGUUCGACAUCGACCAGCCGACUCCUCCAACUGUCGUUGGGUUGGGUCCCCUUACUUCGGCGCUUACAGUUCAACUCUCCGCGGCGCAAAGCCCGCCCACUGCACACCCUGAACCCCCAUUUCCGCUCUCGCCUCCCACUGAACAAAAUGGCUGAGGAGUCGGAGGCUGUGCUGCAGCUCCCUCCCUCAGGCGCGGCUGACAGCGAAGGACCUGCGGACGUCUCCCCAGGAACAGCCACUCCGGAGCCUCCUUCUUCCGCUGCAGUCUCCCCUGGUACAGAGGAACCUGCCGGCGACACCAAGAAAAAAAUUGACAUCCUACUAAAGGCUGUAGGAGACACCCCUAUAAUGAAAACAAAGAAGUGGGCUGUAGAGCGAACCCGAACCAUCCAAGGACUCAUUGACUUCAUCAAAAAGUUCCUUAAACUUGUGGCUUCAGAACAGUUGUUUAUUUAUGUGAAUCAGUCCUUUGCCCCUUCCCCUGACCAGGAAGUUGGAACCCUCUAUGAGUGUUUUGGCAGUGAUGGUAAACUGGUCCUACACUACUGCAAAUCUCAGGCAUGGGGAUGAACUACAGAAAAGAUCUUCAUAACUAAAAUGAAUCUUCACAAAGGAAACAGCUCUGAAAAGUUGGACACUUUUGGCAAGAUACUUGUGAAUAUGAUCUACUGAGCAUGUUAUCUGCUAUGACCCAUGUUUAUGCAUGUUAUCCAUAGAGUAGAUAGACUCACAAGAAUGUAGUUUGCAUUACAGAAAUCAUGCUAAAAGAUUGACAUGAGAGUAUACCCAGUACUACAACUAUUGCUCCAUAUAUGCCUCCAUGACAAUUGAUAAGGAGACUAAGAUUGUAAAAGCCUCUUUGUCACCAGUUCUUAAAAUUGUUUACUUGUAGAAUUAACACUCUGCUGAUUGUUUUUCCACUGUAAAAGUCAGUUUUGUUUACUAAAGGAUUCUUUUUGUGCUUACUCUGGGAAGUUCAGUUUGUUCAAUGUAUGGGAUAUGCCUGUUCUCAUUUAUAUUUAUACCUAUACAGUAUUAUGAAACAAAAUCUCACUGUCCUGCUGAUUUUAUACCUUACAUGAUCCAGUAGAGGGCAGCCCAGCUGGUAGAAAGAAGCAGUUUGGUUUUACAUCUUUGCCAGAUGAUAAUGGAGGAAAAAAACUGUUCCUGCUCAUUUCUAGCAAACAUCUAGCCAAGACAACAUAUAUAUUGACACACUGGAAGACUGUUUUAAAGAAUAUGCAUCAUUUAGAUUUAAUUAUUUUGUUGGGAAACAGGAAUUUUACAAAUUUUGGACAAAUUUCAGUCCAGUCAUUUGAUGAUUCUUGAACCCCGAUGGUUAUAGCUGUGGUGAUAUUCUGUCUCUUAUUCUUAGUGUCAGAAGUGCUCAUGUGAAGGUGACAGCAUUCUUGAAUUUUUUUAUAAUGAAUUUUUUCAACUUGAAAAUGCUCAGAAUAACUGGAAAAAAACUAGUUUUUAUGUGUAUUUCAUGGCAUAACUAAAAGUAUCUUUUUUUCUAAUGCUGUUAACACUGGUUAUUGCUUGAAGUAAGAUUUAACACUUUAUUCUGUACUACAUUUGUAAUGCAGUAUUUAAAGAGUAUUUCACUGAUGUGUGGAACCUAAAAAACUAAAAAAAACGAACAAAAAAACAGACUCAUAGAUACAGAAUAACUGAUAGUUGCCAGAGGGUGGGGUGGCAGGGGUAUGGCCAGAGAUGGUGAAGGGGAGGAAGAGGUUACAAACUUAGAGAUAAGUCACAGGGGUGUAAAGUACAGCAUAGGGAAUGCAGUCAACAAUGUCACAAUAACUUUAUCUGGUGACACAUGGAUAGUGCACUUCUGUGAUCACUUUUGUAGGGUGUGAAAACUCACUAUGUGAUACACCUGAAACUAAUAUAAUAUUGUAUGUCAACUAUAAUUAAAAACAGCUGUACAUUCCAGAAUAAAAACUAGACAUGAAGCCACAAAAAAAAGUAUUUCAGUAAAUUGAAUGGAAUAUCCAAACAGGUCUAAAGUGUGUGCAAGAAUCCUAAGUGUUUAUUUUCAAAGGCAAUGGGCAUGGUAUGGUUUUGUCAAAGAACUUUGAACUAUGCUUAUGUCCCUUAAAUCCUAGAAUGUACUUUAUGGUUAAUGAUCUGCCAUAUACUAGCAUUAAAGGAUACUAAGGAACAACUGAGUUUACAGUGAUCGAAUCACUGUUCAGUUCUUAUUUUCUGUCCUUCUUAAGUCCCCUUAUACCAAUGUUCCUGAGUACUAACGUAAUACAGCUAGUAGUUAGCAGUGGAAUAAUACAGGUUAAAUUUUCCAAAUUUAUCUUGUAAAAACUGGGUCAGAAAUUUGUAUGUAUGUUGAAAACCAGAAAGUGUAUUUUCAAGUCACGUAUGUUGGAUGUGGAAAAGAGCUGUUCUCUAGCUUCAUCCAUUUAUAGUUUAUUGAAAGAUGUAAAUAUAUUUAUAUGCAUAUAUAGUUAACAAAUAGCAAAAAUUAUUUACUUAAUAUUUAUUACUAAGGUUUCAGGUAUGGAAUAUUUACUACCUCAAUAAGCAAAACUCCAUUUUGAAUUUGUGACAUCAGUUGUUCAUUUUUGAUCUAAAGAACUUAGUAAUUGAUUAAACCUAAGGUUAGUUAAAUACAUAUAUACCUUGCUUGUUUUUUUUCCCCUAAUAACCUUGAAGAACAUAGUAUAGGGCUUUACACUAUUAUAAAUCAUAUUUAUACUAUUACCUCUUAAUCUUUACCCAAAGAGUUGAUCACUUUAUGUAACUUUGCAACAUCUACUUGUAAGCCUGGAUCCCAUUAAGUUAUUUGGUGACUAGAACCUUAUACACAAUUCACAAAUAUUUUUCGUAGUUGUCUGGUUUAAACUGUUAACUGUAAUUGAACUUGGAGCAAGGGGAACUGAACCCUCAGGUCAUAUUUUGUUUUCCAUGUUUAUGAGAAAAUUGAUGUCAGUUAUGUCAUGCUCUACAUUACUGUGCAAAGAUGACCUACA